Molecule: messenger RNA, 240 nt
Organism: Macrosiphum euphorbiae (potato aphid)
Lineage: Eukaryota; Metazoa; Arthropoda; Insecta; Hemiptera; Aphididae
Source: the annotation of a GenBank genome assembly
AUGUGUGAUCCUGACAAUGCCAUUAAUUAUCCAAUGGAGUUUCUAAAUUCUUUUGAAAUAUCUGGUCUGCCACCUCAUAAAUUAAUUUUGAAAACGGGCAUUCCUGUCAUGCUUUUAAGAAAUCUACAACCACCUAUAUUGUGCAAUGGUACACGUUUAUGUAUAAAAACAUUAAAUACGAAUGUACUGGAAGCAACUGUAUUAACUGGAUAUGGGAAAGGCACAAAUGAUACCCAUUAG